Molecule: messenger RNA, 999 nt
Organism: Aspergillus steynii IBT 23096
Lineage: Eukaryota; Fungi; Ascomycota; Eurotiomycetes; Eurotiales; Aspergillaceae
Product: endonuclease/exonuclease/phosphatase family protein
Exons: 2
Coding region: 1-999 (332 amino acids)
Biological process (GO): double-strand break repair
Cellular component (GO): PML body; cytoplasm
Molecular function (GO): single-stranded DNA binding; 5'-tyrosyl-DNA phosphodiesterase activity
Source: RefSeq, a predicted model, not a curated record
AUGUCCCAAACCCCUAACCUUGACACCCCCAUCCCCCAACCCUUCUACCACUUCACCAACUCCUCCUGGCACCCAGCCACCUCCCCAACGACGACGACCACUACCACCACCAGCACACCCCUCCAAACCCUCCGCCUAACAACCUGGAACAUCGACUUCCGCGUCCCCUACGCCAACCAACGCAUGACCAAAGCCCUCAGCUACCUCUCCACCCUCCACGACAGUUCCCAUACCACCCCAUCCGUGAUCUUCCUCCAGGAAAUGGUCUGGUCCGACCUGCUCCUCAUCCAGCAGCAGCCCUGGAUCCAAGAACGGUUCUACAUCACGGACGUCUCGACUGGGAACUGGGCCCUAGGACACGAAUACGGGACUACCACGUUGAUUGAUAAGAGGUUGGAUGUGAGAGGUGUUUGGAGGGUCAGGUAUUCGGCGUCGAGGAUGGGGAGGGACGCGUUGUUUGUGGAUAUUGGGAUCAGUGGAUUUGGCGAUGGGGAUGGGCGGCAGACCGGCCCUGAGGACUCGAUCCUUCGACUCUGCAAUACUCAUCUGGAAAGUUUGGUUUCUCAACCGCCGCGUCGCCCGAUGCAGUUGCGUCUUGCGGCGCAGUUCAUGCGGGGAGAUGGGCCUUCAGUCCCCCAUGCGGCGAUUCUAGCGGGUGAUUUGAAUGCCUUUGCGCCGGAGGAUCUGACAGCACCGGAGGAGUGUGGGCUGCAGGAUGCGUUUCUCGUGCUUGGGGGACAGGACGGGACAGAGGAGAGUUAUACUUGGGGUCAGCAGUUGUCGGAAUAUGAGAGGGGUAGGUUUGGGUGCAGUCGGAUGGAUAAGGUGCUAUUCUGCGGAGGCGUGGAAGUACAGAGUCUGGAGAAGAUCGGGGCUGGGGAGAAGAUUUGGAUCGAGUAUCCCCAGGAGUCGGAUUCUGAGGAGUCGAGUGAGACCGGGGAGGAUAUGUGGGUCACGGAUCAUAUUGGAUUGCAGGCGGUGUUUCGGAUUGUGAGAUAG